This is a messenger RNA of Stegastes partitus (bicolor damselfish), 3308 nucleotides long. It is a transcript of the gene crispld2, whose product is annotated as cysteine-rich secretory protein LCCL domain containing 2. The coding region runs from base 229 to 1797 and encodes 522 amino acids. The record is from RefSeq and is a predicted model, not a curated record. The transcript has 15 exons. NCBI's taxonomy places the organism in Eukaryota, Metazoa, Chordata, Actinopteri, Pomacentridae. Gene Ontology annotation, cellular component: extracellular region.
UUCCUAUGCGCGUCAGGAACACCGCCAACAAGCAGCAGCAGCAGCAGCAGCCUCCUGUCCUCUCAUAAGGGAAUAAUACAGCUCCCCGGCGCGCACACGAGACUGAGCCGAAAUAUUCAAGCGACUGGAUACUAACUGAGGAACACAGAGGUUCAGUCGGGGACUUUGAGGAGCAACGUUCACACCAAACCCCCGCCGUGUGAGUGUUUCAGUCUGAACCCAGACAGGAUGACCCGCGCCGCCGCCGACGCCGCCGUGACCUGCCUCCUCGCCCUCUCCCUCGUGCUCAUCAGGGACUCGGCCUCCCUCUUCUUGCCCGACUCCAAGGAGCUCAGGCAGCUGCUGAGCCGCUACGAGGAGGAAGCCGAGCAGAACCCCACCGCCGGCAACAGGACCCGUCGGUCCAUCCGCUGGUCGGACCGCGAGGAGAUCCUCCAGCUGCACAACAAGCUGAGGGGCAGCGUGUACCCCACUGCCUCCAACAUGGAGUACAUGGUCUGGGAUGACGAGCUGGAGCGGUCCUCCACUCAGUGGGCUGAGGAGUGCCAGUGGGACCACGGACCUCAGGACCUGCUCAUGUCUAUCGGACAGAACCUGGCAGUCCACUGGGGCAGGUACCGCUCACCUGCCUUCCAUGUCCAGGCCUGGUACGAUGAGGUGAAAGACUACACGUACCCCUACCCUCACGAGUGCAACCCCUGGUGUCCGGAGCGCUGCUCGGGGCCAAUGUGCACCCAUUACACCCAGCUGGUCUGGGCAACCACCAGCCGAGUGGGCUGCGCUGUGCACGUGUGUCCGAAGAUGAACGUGUGGGGGGAAAUAUGGGAGAACGCCGUUUACCUCGUGUGCAACUAUUCCCCAAAGGGCAACUGGAUUGGGGAGGCUCCGUACCAGCAUGGCCGCCCCUGUUCUCAGUGCCCUCCCAGCUUCGGAGGAGGAUGCAAAAAUAAUUUGUGCUUCAAAGACUCUCAGCGCUCCGAGACCGAGGACAUGAACGAGGUGGAGAAGCCUCAGGUGCCGCUGCCGCCUCGCACCACCGCCAGACCCGUCCCCAAACCUAAACCGUCCGCUCCGAAGAAACCCGUGUCCAAACCCUCCACGCCGAGGGCUACCGCACCCAAGACACCACCUGCAAAAACUCCCAGCAGCACCUUCCUAGUUCACAACAUCAAGUGUGAGACUAGACUGAGAGACAAGUGUAAAGGAGCAACCUGCAACAGAUUCAAGUGUCCUGCCAACUGCCUGAAUAAGAAAGGGAAAGUUUGGGGAACCGUCUCUUACGAUGUGCAAUCAAGCAUUUGCCGAGCUGCCAUCCAUUCCGGCGCCAUCGACAACAACGGAGGGGUGGUGGACGUCACGAGGACGGAGAAGUUUCCGUUCUUUGUCAGAUCCACGAAAAACGGCGUCGAGUCUUUGAGCAAAUAUAAACCUGGCAAUGCCUUUGUGGUGUCCCGAGUGGAGGAAAUGAGCGCCGACUGCUACACCACGGUGGCUGAAAUCUGUCCUUUCAAAAGACUCACACCCUCACACUGUCCAAGAAUUCUUUGUCCAGACAACUGCAAGAUGCAGCCUUCCUACUGGUCACCUGUAAUUGGAAACAACAUCUACGCAGAUACCUCCAGCAUUUGUAGAUCGGCCAUCCAUGCAGGGGUGAUCAAAGCGGACGGAGGUUUAGUCGACGUCCUGCCACUGGACAAGAGAAAGACCUACACUGGAAUCUUGAAAAAUGGCAUCCAGUCUGAAAGCAAAAGCAACACAGACGGCGGCUCCUUCCGGCUAUUUGUUGUGAGGCAGUGAGACGUCACUUCAGAAGACCAACAGUCACCUCAGCUGCCCUGGAAAAGCCGAAAGUGCCCACAGGUUGGAUACCACAGCUGUUCGUCUGUUUCUGUGCCUUCAGUGGACUCACAACAGACUGAUAGACCCUCUCCUCCCCCCCAGUUAUCAAACAGUAAAAAUGACCCAGUAAAGAUCCUCCAAUAUGUUGAUAUGCUUAUAUAUAUAUUUUUUGUCAUCUUUUCCUAGACGUACAGAAUAUUUUAUAUAUUAUGAUGCAUUGAACAGCUGGUGCUGGAAUCUCUGAGUUAGACAUGUUUUACAGAAAGUAUUAUGUUUACAUUGAUGUCCUAAUUACGAAUAUAAGUCGGUUUUCAUACACAGGAAUGUAUACUGAUCACACUGUAUUUAAUCAUUGUGUACAGAAUAUAUGAUUUUUUUUUUUUUUAAAGGAGUACAAUAUAUUUACGUUUUUUUCAGAUUUAAAAAAAAAAUAAUCAACAGCCUUCUCUUUCUCACCAGGAUAAUAUUUUCUCAUCCUGAACAUUUAGACUCUAAAGUCUAAAUUGCAUUUAUGAGUUAAGUGCUGUGCUUGUUGUGAAGGUUUUGUUGGUUGGGCAAACCCGAAAUUAUCACACAGAAGGAGAGGAAGCAGUGUGGCGAAUGAAAGUGUUUACAGGCAGCAGGCGCUGCUGGAGGAAAAUGAUGUUUCCCUGAGGAAGCUCGGCGCUGCUUCGGUGCCAGGCAUGUGGAGGUGAUCAAGGGAAGGACAGCUGGAGAGUUGCUGCAGAUGGUCCUUCAGAACGUUGGCAUUAUUCACAGAGAGCCGAUUUGUUUAUAAUAACAGACAGCAAUAAUAUCCCAUUUUUUUUAUAUUUAUAAGUGCUUCGUGCUUUUCUCAUCUCUUGAUUUCUCUCGUCUUGGUUUUAUAUAUUAUAAAGAAGUUUGCCCCGUCCCCACCUUGGACAGAUGAAUGUGUUGUGUGUUACAGAUACACAGAGAGAGUUUUUAUUGUAGAAACUAGGCCACAAUUUGAACGGUGUGAAUGUGUGAAAGAUUUAUAUCAUCAAACUGCAACUUAUGCACUUUGGAACAAUUGACUCGAUGCAGGAGGCGCCCGUAAAAUCCGUCACUGUGCUGGACUGAGGCGUCGUUGGUGCCGACCUGAUCAGUACCCUGUACAAACUAAUUAAUGGAAACAGAUGUAAAGUCCGGUUUGUGCUGCAGGACCGGUUGGGGUCGUAAAACACACAUUAGAGUACCAUUGAACCUCGUUGCUUCGCCUGUCGGUUUUCUCGAGAAUACAGAAGAUGAGUGAAAAAAAACUGCAGAUGUAUUCCUUCAAGGAUAUUCCAACUUCCUAUCUCUUUAUUCUACCUCAGUCCUAUCGCUACGCAUUUUUUCUAUACGGGAAUCUUUAUAGGGAAAAGUUUUGUAAAGUUACGGUAACUGUAAAUACUUCUUUUUAUUAUUAUUAUUUUGAAUCAUCUUCCUUUAUGCAGUAAGAUUAUAAUUAAAAUGUGUGAAUAUGU